ACGUAUGAGUUAGACUUUUCUGGCUGUGAAGUUCAUCCAGAUAAGCUUUGUUAUUUUUGAUGAACCUCUGAGUUCUGAAUCCAGUUAGAAACUCUUUGGUUUGGGCAAAACUAACUCAAUUCCACUGUUGUAAAUGAAAUAAAAACACAAAGCGACCCACUCCCUGUGGCCCUCGUCACCCUCAGUCUCUUGAACCACUGAUUCCCAGGCAGAGGCACGUAACAUUUCACUGGGAUUUAUGAUGCCACAAAGCCAGAUUUCUCUCCCGGAAGUUGUUGAGUCUGUGACUAAUAAUCAUCUGAGGUCCGUGAGUGGACAGAUCAGAGGGUGGAAGUUCGUCAUCAUCACAGACUGAGAAGAUGACGGACCAACUCAGGGAAAGACAUAAAGCAUCUCUAGAGCAUAAACAGAGACAAGUUACAAGGGAUGGACAUUCCUUUUUUAAGUGACUUUGAAGGAAAGUGGAUGUAUUACUGCCAUUAUUAUUUCCAAUUGAUAUGGCAGUUCUAGGGGGGGAGGAUGAUCCCAUACAGUGACACAUGAGAGGGUGAAUCAUAAGUCGUAACAUUACUUCUCUUCAUUUUUUGGGAUAAUACGUUGUGUCAUGUCAAAGAGCAUGGGAGCAUGAGAGUCAGUCUGACCCAGCAGCCCAAGCAGGACACACAGGGAGGACGACAGCAGGCAGGGGUUUUCCCAAGCCACGCUGGAGCACAGCUCUCUCAGUACUGACAGAUUUAGGAUCUGCAACUGUAAAAGUGUUUAGGGACGACUUAGACAUUUUAACUUCUAGGUGCCAAACUCUUUACUGAUCACAAAAGUCUUACAUUUACUGAUGAGACAUUUCAUGUAAACUACUGAUUUAAUUUUAAAGGUUCAGUGUGUGGAAUUUAGUGACAUCUAGUGGUGAAGUUGUAUGUUGCAGCUGAUUUCCCCUCACCGCACCCUCCCCUUCCAAGCAUGAAAGAGAACCUGUGGAAGCAUUCAGUUGUCUUAAAAACUCCAAUUUAAACUAUUGUAAAAACAUGGCGGCCUCCGUAGAGAACCGUCUCCUGAAAGUUAUUAAAAAUAAAAGGGUAGGGUAAAGAAAAAAACUAUUCGUACAAUUUAGAGGAAACACACAAGUGAAAACAUCAUUAGAAUUAUUUUAUACAAAAUUUCUGCCAAAGGAUCCAAUUCACCUUAAACGUACACACUGAACCUUUAAUUGUGAUGUGAGCCUCUGUGCUUUUGAUUGAAGCCGCCGCCGCUGAGUGUGUCAAGUAUUAGCAGCUUGGUAAUUUGCGUCUUUGACUCAAACAGGGAUCCAAAAAGGCUCCAUUUCAUGUUAAAAGCAGUCGUUGAAAUAUUAUUUAAAGUGAGGCUGCCCUCCCACCCUGCAUUAUGUUUGUUGUGCACACGCCGCAGUGAAACUAUCGGCCUGUUGUGGGUGGCUGUGGAGGACAAGCCUUGUUUAUGUAUCUUGGUUAAGGGGUGACUCUGGUGGGUUUCUCUCAAAGACUCCCUCUGUGCACUUCCCUGAUUUGCGGCUGCGGUGGAAAAUUCUCAUUUGGGAUUUGAGCACACACACACACACACACACAACACACACACACAUACACACACACACACACACACACCACACACAUACACACACACACACAGCUUGAAAGCCUCGCAGUCAACACUUCAUCAGCGAGUCAGGUCAAGUAACUCACUUCACACAACGGGUGUGCGCAUAUGCACAAACACUCAUUCACUGACAAAGAUACACACACACACACAAGGCGUUCUCUCUCUCUAACUCUCUCUCACACACACACACACACACACACACACACACACACACAGUGUUUAGGCCUGCCUAACCAAUCAGAGUGAACUGCACUCGGUCCCCAGAAGUGGGUGGGGGAGCUGUUGAAACAGAAGUCUGUCUUAGGACGAACAAAGUUUGCCUUGGUGGUUUGGAGAACUUUUCUGCUCACUUCUUCUCUGCAAAAAACUUUCUUUUUUCAUCCACCUAUUUUUUUUUAUUAUUAUUUAUGAACUCUGGGGUCCAUUAGGGCGAAGCUUGAGUGUGGAAUGGCUGAACUGGUGCGAAUCCGUAAGAAACGGCUGCAGAUCCCCAUCUCUAGGCUGCGGAGCAUGUUGAAGCAGCUGGAGGAGAAAGAUGUCGACUUUGAGGAAAUCAGAAGGAAUCUGGAUUUAACAGCAUCGUUGCUAGAGGCAGUUUACCUGGAUGGAACAAGGCAGUGUCUGGAGACCGAGGACGAUCUUCAGCAGCUGCAGUCGGACGGCGUGCCUCCAGAGGUCACCGACUGGCUGGCCUCCACCUUCACGCAGAGGGUCCGACGGCCAAUGCGCCGCUCGGAUGAGAAGCCCAAGUUCCGCAGCAUUGUCCACGCGGUGCAGGCCGGGAUAUUUGUGGAGAGGAUGUUCAAGAGGGCCUACACGGCCGCCAUGCCCGACCAACCAGCUGCGGUCGUAAACUGCCUCAGGGAUGUUGACCGCUGGAGCUUUGACGUGUUCGCUCUGAACUCGGCGAGCUCCGAUCACGCACUACGAACUCUUUUCUUCGAGCUGAUCACCAGAUAUGAGCUCAACAGCCGAUUUAAGAUUCCCAUCUCGUGCCUGACGGAGUUCCUGUCUGCGCUGGAGAGAGGAUACUGCAGAUACAACAACCCGUACCACAGCCACGUCCACGCUGCUGACGUGACUCAGACCCUGCACUGCCUGCUGCUGCGCUCUGGACUCGUGCACUGGCUGACAGAGCUGGAAGUGUUGGCGUCUCUAUUCGCUGCGGCCAUUCACGACUACGAACACACAGGAACCACAAACAACUUUCACAUCCACACAAAGUCAGAGUUUGCGUUGAUGUACAACGACCGGUCGGUCCAGGAGAGCCAUCACCUGAGUGCGGCGUUUCGGCUGCUGCAGGACGACCAAAUGAACAUCUUCGUCAACUUGACGCGAGAGGAGUGGAUGGAGCUGCGCACCCUGGUCAUAGAGAUGGUGUUGUCCACAGACAUGUCCUCCCACCUCCUCCAAGUCAAAGCCAUGAAAUCCUGCCUCCAACAACAAGAGCGCAGGAUUGACAAGCCCAAAGCCCUGUCUCUGCUACUGCACACGGCCGACAUAAGCCAUCCGUCCAAGCCCUGGGCGCUGCACUCUCGCUGGACCAAGUCUCUGAUGGAGGAGUUUUUCCAACAGGGUGAUAGAGAGGCGGAGCUGGGCCUGCCCUUCUCUCCUCUGUGUGAUCGAAAAAGCACUCUGGUAGCCGAGUCCCAGAUCGGCUUCAUAGACUUCAUCGUGUAUCCUACUUUCUCUCUGCUGACGGACAUGGCUGAGAAGAUUGUUAUUCCUCUGGUGGAGGAGAAUCCAGGUCCUCCAGACCCUUGUAACAGACACAGUAGUCUGUGGAAGGAGAGCUCCAGAGGUCUGCAGUGGAGUCUUGCUCACAUCACAGCUGAGCUGGUGAGCUUCCGCUCCACAUGGACACGACACACCGAAGACAACAAGCUCAAAUGGAAGGACAGCAGCUCCAAUGGAUUUACAGAACCCAAACUGACAGAAGAACAGACGUCCAGACAAGAGGAGCGCUCAGAAAAAUCCCAGCAGGAUCCCACCCCAGAUACAAACCAGUAGACGUUUUUUACAAGUGCUUUUUUCAUAGAAUAAACCAAGGUUAGCUGAGGAUGACAUUGAGUCACUCUUGUAACAAGACGACAAUGUUCUGAUCGAUAGAUGAAAGUGGGGAGGAGAGAGGGUGUUAAGUUUAAGACCAUCUUCCCAAGGUAAGAUGCAGUCACAGAAAUGUCCUCAUGUCUUAUUUCAAGUGUAGUGUAACUAUGCUAAUUUAAAUGCAAAGUCGACAUGCUGGCCAUGUUAUACAGUAAAGUCCGUGUAAUUAAUUUAAUUUGCCACAUAAACGCUCAUAAGGGAAUAAUUUACUCUUUAUCUUUUGAACUGAACAAAAAUCAUUUAAUCAACAAUCAUCAAUAAACCUUGAAAACAUGUCAA
Pleuronectes platessa (European plaice) is the source of this 3996-nucleotide messenger RNA. RefSeq names its product dual specificity calcium/calmodulin-dependent 3',5'-cyclic nucleotide phosphodiesterase 1B. The record is from RefSeq and is a predicted model, not a curated record. Lineage: Eukaryota; Metazoa; Chordata; Actinopteri; Pleuronectiformes; Pleuronectidae. The transcript is spliced from 14 exons. Gene Ontology annotation, molecular function: 3',5'-cyclic-nucleotide phosphodiesterase activity. The coding region runs from base 2059 to 3621 and encodes 520 amino acids. Gene Ontology annotation, biological process: signal transduction.